AUGAAAUAUGCAAACCCAGGAACCCCGUCGCCUCGCCGUCUGUCGCACGCGAAGCUCGGCGAUUCCGGGAAAAUGGACAGUUUGGAGCGAAAGCGGCUCCUCAAGUCGCUGCUCGGCUCCAGUGUUACCCGUGUGGACGGGGCCACUUCCGAUCGAGGUGGGAACAACGAAACGGACCUGGAACCCGAAGACUUCAACAUGGAGGAGCUCGCACAUCUGGGAGAGCGCCUGCAGAUAUUGCUGAGGCCGAGAAGCCCGGCGGAAACUGACGUGGAAGUGUAUUUCCACGACGACAGCGUCGAGUCCAAUGACGGGCCCGCGGCAGCAACAGGUCCCCAGACUCAUCGCCGUAUCAAAGUAACAGUUCCCAAUGCCGAACUAGAUCCCAAGCUCGAGCGACGGGUUACAUUUGCGAAAAUGACUUUGCCGUGGCUGCUGUCAAACACACAUAUACGGGAAGCAACCUAUGGCACCAGCCUUGCUUCACUGGAAAUACUGCACACGGAAACUUCGAUUGCCCGUCUGAUUACCGGAGUCAGUGAUGUUGGGCAGCUUUACUUAUCCUGCCCGAAUGCGAAGUGGCCUUCCACGAAAAGGGCGGCCAUAGUUCCAGAAAAUCGGGACGAAUCUUGGAUACAUUUGACGAUGGGAGGUAUUGACGAAAGAAUCGUUUACAGGAAACAACCAAUUAGGAAUCACGGGAGUGUCUGCAAAGAAAUGACGUCAUCAAGUUCGGAGUUCGAAGGCAGUGGAACGGAAGAACGGGUGCGGAAGACGGAGAGCACCGGUGACGCAAGAGAAGACCCAGCGGCCAGCAAGCCCGGCCAGAGCCCGUCAAAUCCGGGUUUGCCUCUACAAACCCAGCAACACAGAAGACACCGGAAGUUCCGAUUCGGUGGUGGACGGAAUCGAACGAAGGGGUUUUUCCGUCGCCAGGGAAGCGUGUCCGAGGAUCGAAAUGCUGACGUCUCCAGUUCUGACAACGUGUCCACUCUAGACGUGACCACUCCUCGCAGACGGGAUAAAUUCUUCGGGAAAAAGUCGCGAUUCCUUUCCGGGAACAGCUCCGAUUCAGUUCAAGAGGACAAUGGGAAAAACGCCAGGCCAAGGGCCGACAGCAAUGACUCUGUGCUGAGUCUCUCAAUUUUCCGAAAGAAGCCUUUCCGGAGAUCUUCGUCAAGUUUGGCGAGCCCUAUGGGAUCCGAAGCAGACGACUCUUCCGCUGUUCCGACUCCGAUCUCGACACCCGGAUCACCGACAGGUCACAUAUUCUGUCAAAACAACUCACAAGGCAAUAGCUUGCAAAGGGAAGGUAGUUCCUCAUCCCUGACAGCCAAACCACCGAGUCCCGGGUCACCGCGUCGAGAAUCGUCCAGUGAAGAAUCGUGUGAUCCAAAGACUGUCGAGGUGCCGGUGGUGACUAUCCAACGAGUCUUAAGCGCUGGUUCCCUGCUAGUGCCACACUACAGCGGUCAUCCUUCUGGAGGCCACAUCAUGCUGGAGUACUACGAAGGCGACAUGUCGUUCCCGUUGUCACCCAUCAAGGAAGUCCCGACGCCGAUGAUCUCUCCGUGCCCGACACCUCGGCGACUGAGCACCGUCAGUGUGCGCGGACGAUCACCGACUCCAUCUAGACAGAACACGCUGUGUGACGAUGACACGGAGUCCGACUCCGUCAUCGUGAAGAUGCCCGCGGCGUCGAUGAAGAAGGGCGCGAAUCACUCCGACAAAAGCUCCGAGUCGGAGACCGCUGGUGACGCUGGUGCCGCCAUCCCGUCAAUCGUCGUGACGAGCCCGUCGAGGUCCAAACCGCCGCCGCUCGUCGUCAGCUCCCCCGGGCUUAACUCGACGGCGGCGCUGAGCCAAGAUGACCCAGGGUCCGUGAAACUGUACGUUCCUUUUGAUUCUGCUCCCAGGUCGAGGUCGCAGAGUCUAGAUUUCCCGCACGGCACGAAUUUCGUCGUGAGUGAGGGCAGUGUGAGACUCGAAUCCGGUGCUGCUUCGCACAACAGGUCCUCUCACACCCAAGAAAGCGCCGACAUCCCCUGUUUAAUGAUCACACCUUCCACGCCCCCUGGGACUCCGCGAGCGACUCUGGCGAAAAUCGCUGCUGGCGAACUAGAAACGCAGAGUCCAGUAACACCGCCUGUACAGAAUGUAGGAUCAAGCGCGGCAAUGAAGUCACCAGUUGCUCCAGGUCAGGAAAAGCGCAAAAACUCGGUCACCUUCGACCUACCACCAAUCACCAUAGAGGUAGACACUGGCGGCCCGAGCCCGCCGAAAAUUAUGAUCACGGCUGAAUCCGACGACACCGACCCCUGCGACGGCAGCGUCAAGUGUGUGCGGAGCGAGAAACGCGGCACGACCUUGUUCUUAUCUCCGCUCCCAGGUGGCACUCCAAGAACCCUGUCAGAAUCCAAUCUAAGCUCAUCAGGCUACAGCUCCAUGGCCAGUCCAAGUACCAGCCGGAACGGAUCGAUGAAAACGAUUUGCGAGCCGGAAUCGCCUGGGAUACAGAAGGGAGCCCGUCACAUUCAAGCAUUCGUCUACCGUGUCAGCUCUCUUCACAAACAACCAUCGCCGACGAGGAAAACUGAGGAAAUACCGAUGAUAGCGUUGCAAUCCAAGGGAACAGCCGUGCGCAUCACUGGUAGUGACGAAGCCACGACCACCGAUACCGAUUAUGGAGCAGAACACGAUUCUGCCAUAGACAGUAGUGACAACUUAGAGGCUAAACCUCCGAGGAUUUCGAAAGAACCUUUCGUUCUGAGCAGAGAAAAAAUCUCAGAAGAGUCAUGCGGGUCCGACGAAGACCAAGAAACCAUCGAAUCCAAAGGAAGCACUGAGUCAUACGGAGUCCGACACUUCAUGAUCCCCGCGAUUAUCAUUGACGCAUACAGCAGCGAGGAAAUAGUCAGCGAGAGCGAAUCGAUUCGCAGGUCGACACAAGCAAUCAACGCAUGCGCUGGGUGUGAAGUCGGGUCUGCGGAAAACCUGAGCAAACAUUAUUGCAACAGUUCACGCAGCGAGAGCCCAUUGAGCGAGAACGGACAGUGUUUCAUCUACUGUCCGCAAUUCUUCAAUUCGAGCGGCAAAGAGCUUCUCUACACGGACUCCGACGGGUUGUACGACUGCCCGAGUUCAGAGGUCGCUCCAUCCGACUCCGCUACGUCACCGAAUAAAAUCCCCGCUCACCGUCGAUUAGGCAAAAAACGAGAGAAGGUACGGAAGUCGCAGAUCAGUGCUCAAGCGGUUGGGACCAAAAAUCAUGAGAAUGCGGCGACAACGCUUGACGAGAAACCCGCGGAGAGGCAGGAGCGAUCUACGGGAGCUAGUUCCAAACGAGACAAGCGAGAUCAACCGCGGCGGAAGUCGCCCAAAAAGCGUACGCGAGCCGCUCCAGUCGUGGAUUCCUCGUCGUCCCUGGAAAGCCUGCGAUCAAGCAGCAGUGGGACACGAAUGUCGGAGGAAGCCAAGCACAACAGCACACAGAGCCGGUGUCGGCAGAGAGGGAAUUCCCGCAGCCCGCCGCUGCACACGAACAGCUUGGAGAGAAACAAUCCCGGUUCCGCAACCCUCGUGCGAACUCAACCGGAAGUUGGGCGAUUCGAGAAUCAACCGGAAUCCGACGGUGAAUGGGCCAGUGCAAGCAGGAGCACCGGGGAUCACUGCGUGCAGAUCAUUGCAGAUGCAUCAGGGGAAGAUAGCUUAGACGACGAACCAUCCUCUUUGCGAGUGGACUUCUUGAAGAUACCAAAAAAGAAGCACCCACGUUUCCGUUCUGUCGGCCACCAAAUCAGAUUCAUCUGCCGCCUGCAAAGAUCGCUGCGUAACCUUCGGAAAGAACGCGGGGAAGAGGAUUCGGAUAAUCUGUUCGUCGGCAGCAGUUCCUUGGACAGCGACAAGAUACCUGCACCAGCUGUCAAUGUGGAUCAAUCGCAAGCGUCUGCCGACACCGCAACCAUUAUCGAAGAACCUCAGACCAGCCCAACAACAAAAUUCCCCGGCAUUCCCUUUCUAAAAGAAACCGCCAUAUAAUUUUUGAGUACAGGCAUGUUACUGCCAAACAUGCUUUUCGAAGUGUCCUGAAUGUAUUCAUGCUCCACGAUUGCAUCGCUUAUCCGCAGAAAAAGGUUCUGCUAUAUGCUUCAUUGGGCCUGGGCCGAAAAAAAAGAGAUAAAUACAAGGUGUGAUUUCUGAUUUCGCAAAUGUGAUGAACAGAAACCGAUGCAGAAGGAACGCGUGAUACAGAUUUCUGCAUGAGAUUGGUAUUCAAUCCGCUUCGUGUACCUACGGCAAAUCGAUUUUUGCUAGGGGAAAAAACUAAAUAUGCAUUGCACUUUUUUCAAAUUUUACCCCGCUUCUAGCAUCGUCAGUUUGUCACAGGAAGUUGAAAGGUUACAAUUGACGAAACAAAUAGAGCUCGAACACAUAGUGCACAUUCCUUUCUGAAGCCUUGUUACAUAUCAAGCGUACAAGUAUCACCAAAUGAUUUUUCCCCACGUAUAUCGACGACUUUCGGGGAAGCAAAAGAAAAUGUGUGAUAACCGAAGAGGGGGAGCAUCAUGAAUUGUUUAUUCUUCCUAGAUAUGUUUAUAUACUCCUGCUGUAUUUUCCUUUUUUUGGCUGAAAUCGUCGAUUUUUUAUUGGCGCGGUGGCUUUGCUUCGGUAUGUGCGGAUGUUCUAUUGGUCCGAAAUGCAAGAUAACCCGUUCCUCUGUAUCAAUCUUCAAA
Messenger RNA from Notodromas monacha, 4733 nucleotides. The record is from the annotation of a GenBank genome assembly. Lineage: Eukaryota; Metazoa; Arthropoda; Ostracoda; Podocopida; Cyprididae.